AUGACUAAAACUAUUCACAUUAUCGACGUUGAAAGUGGGAACUUGCAAUCGUUGGCCAAUGCCAUUAAACGCAUUGGGGACUAUAGCAUCUCAUACAUCCGCUCAGGAACAGAGUUACAGCAGAAAUUACCUGAAAUCUCAAAGUUGAUCUUCCCUGGUGUAGGUAACUAUGGUCACUUUGUUCAUGAGGUAUUUGCUCGUGGGCUCAGUGAACCCAUUAAAGAAUAUAUUGCCAGUGGUAAACCAGUUAUUGGGAUUUGUGUGGGUUUACAAGCAUUUUUCCAGACAUCAGAAGAGUCUCCUGAAGUUGAAGGCUUUGGUUUAAUUCCCUUGAAGUUAAGUAAGUUCAACUCCCACGAUCCUUUGUUCAAAUGCGAGGGAAUCUCAAAAUCAGUUCCUCACAUUGGCUGGAACACAAUAAUCUCAACUAAGGAAAACACCUCGCAAUUGCUCUAUGGCAUGAAUCCCGCCAACAAGUAUUAUUUUGUUCAUUCAUAUGCUGCCAUUGUGUCUGAUGAAGAUAUAAAGAAGGCCGAAGCUGAAGGCUGGAAAUUACAGCUCGCAAAAUAUGGUUCUGAACGCUUUGUCGCGGCCAUCUCCAAAGGCAACAUCUUUGCUACACAAUUCCAUCCCGAGAAAUCUGGGUUUGCUGGAUUGAAGGUUAUCAAAAGCUUCCUUGAAGAUGAGAAAUUAAUCACACCCUCUGCCUCAACCCUGGUGAACAAGGAUCCCGGUAUCGAAACUACCGCCACUGGUUUAAGUAGAAGAAUUAUUGCCUGUUUGGACGUGCGAUCCAACGAGAACGGCGACUUGGUGGUUACCAAAGGAGAUCAAUAUAACGUGAAGGAAGCUAGCAAUGACGGUGGAGAGGAAAAAGUCCGUAACUUGGGUAAACCCGUGGAGUUGGCUACCCGUUAUUUCACCCAAGGUGCAGAUGAAGUGACCUUUUUAAAUAUCACCUCCUUCCGUAACUCUCCCUUGAAGGACUUGCCAAUGUUGCAAGUAUUAAAGAAGGCUGCAGAAACUGUUUUCGUACCCUUGACUGUUGGUGGUGGUAUUAAAGACAUGGUUGACCCUGAAACUGGUGCAUUAGUACCAGCAGUCAAAGUUGCCGACUUAUAUUUCCGUUCCGGAGCUGAUAAAGUCAGUAUUGGUUCUGAUGCUGUCACUAUAGCAGAACAAUACUAUGCCAAUGGUAAGAAAUCCACUGGUAAGAGCUCGAUUGAGACCAUCUCAUCUACUUUUGGUGCUCAGGCAGUUGUCAUUAGUGUUGAUCCGAAGAGAAAGUACGUCAGUUCACCUUCAGAAACUGUGAUGAGUGUGAUUGAAAUAACUGAUCCUACAAAGUACGGUCCCAACGGUGAGAAAUACUGCUAUUACCAAUGUACAUCACAAGGAGGAAGAAAGACUCACGAGUUGGGGGCUUUAGAAUUGUGUGUUGCCUGCGAGGCUUUGGGUGCUGGUGAGAUUCUCUUGAAUUCCAUUGAUCAUGACGGUUCAAACAAGGGAUACAACCUUGAAUUAUUGAGACAAAUCAAGACCAAGACCUCAAUCCCGGUUAUCGCAAGUUCUGGUGCGGGUAACCCUAGCCAUUUCCAAGAGGUGUUUGAAAUGGACUGUGGAGUUGAUGCUGCCUUGGGGGCUGGGUUGUUCCACAGAGGUGAAUACACUGUCAACGAUAUUAAGAAAUAUCUUCAAGACAAUGCACACAUGGACGUUAGAUAUGAGAUAAAUGCCGAUAUUUGA
This is a messenger RNA of Lizanozyma spartinae, 1746 nucleotides long. It is a transcript of the gene HIS7, whose product is annotated as imidazoleglycerol-phosphate synthase. Bases 1 to 1746 code for a protein of 581 amino acids. The transcript has a single exon. Gene Ontology annotation, molecular function: imidazoleglycerol-phosphate synthase activity; oxo-acid-lyase activity. The record is from RefSeq and is a predicted model, not a curated record. Gene Ontology annotation, biological process: L-histidine biosynthetic process. NCBI's taxonomy places the organism in Eukaryota, Fungi, Ascomycota, Pichiomycetes, Serinales, Debaryomycetaceae.